AUGUUACAGCACCCUUCACAAUCGUACACAAAUCAAAACCAAAGCCUUCAAGGACAAGGAGGGUCAGGUCCUGCUCAACCACUAUGGGGUGGACCAUUUCCAAGUCUUCAUCUCUGGCCUCUUCAAGAUACCUUUGUCAUGAAGAUGAUCCAUUUGCCAGAGGGCCAAAGGAUCAAGAUAGGUCGUCAGACAAAUACCAAGACCGUACCUGGAGAACGUAAUGCCUACUUUGAUAGUAAAGUGUUGUCAAGGUUGCAUGCUGAAAUAUGGGAACAAGGUGGAAAGAUCUUCAUCAAAGACGUGAGAUCGUCCAACGGUACUUUCAUCAACGGGGAGAGGUUGAGUCCGGAAAGUGUGGAGAGUGAACCGUUUGAAUUGAAAAAUGAGGAUCAGGUGGAAUUCGGUAUCGAUAUUGUCAGUGAAGAUAACCGUACUAUAGUACAUCAUAAAGUCGCUGCCAAGGUGUAUUGUGUAUUUGGUCCAGAAGAUGCAGCUUUGAGUGCUCGAGAGUUGGUAAAUUAUCAGAAUCAAGAUACACGCGGUGUGAGGCGCAUGCCUCCUCAGCAGAAUGGACAUGUCAAUAAUCAACUAUCUCAAAUGGGUCCUGCAAUCAUGAGUAGCGGAGGUAAAUCUAGCGGUCUAAGCUUCGAUCAUGUUCUCACGAAAUUGCAGAACGAACUUCGAGCAAGUAAGGAGACCGGUACGGAACUGCAGAAUUUAGCUACUGCUUUUACAGACAUUCAAGACACAUUAGGUGGAGGGCUGCCUCCAUCACAAAACGGCUCAGCUGCUCAAUUUAUCCCUCCGCAAUUUCGAUCCGCCUCAGCCGAAGCUCAAGCUGCGUUAGCUGGACCUCACGGCCAACAAGCAGCUGCAUUCAUAGCUUUGCAGAACCAGUUGACCGAAACUCAAACUUCACUGGGAUCGCAGCUGGAGAAGAUCCGUCUACUGGAAGGUCAGCUGAAGGAGCAUGAGUCAGUGAAAAGCGAGAUAUCACUGAUGAGGGAGCAGAUGGAAGAAUCAAAGAGAGAGAUGGAUCUUUUACUCGCCAGUGGAGGGAAUAUCCUAAAUGGUGGAUCUCACGGUAGAGGUAGACCAUUAACGAGGAGGAAUGAAGAUGACGACGACGACGAUGAUGAUGCUAGGAGUGUGAUGACUUUGAUGGAUAAUGAAGAGUCCGAACAGCGAGUUAGAGAUCGACGUCGAGCAGAUAGGGAAGGUCCCGAAUCGAGAAGAGAUAGGGAUAGAAGUGGGAUAGAGAGACCUAGGACACCUGAACCUACCAACCUCAAUGGAGACGCUGAAUCGGAUGAUGACGAUGGACCUUCUCAACCGAAUGGUAUUGCCGCUACUACCUCUGAUUCGUCACGCGAGACCGAGAUCAUCCAGCAGAAUGCCGAAUUGGUAGGGAAGAUAGCGAUUCUGUCGGCAGAAAUCCAAGAAGCAGUUACGAUAUCUCAAACAUUACGAAAUCAACAUACCGAAGCUAUGUCAGCUGUCAAACUUCUUACUGAACGUGUAGGCGCGCUAGAGACGGGUUUGGCAUCCAAGGUAGCAGAGGAAGUUGAAAAGGCCGAACAGAGAUGGGAAGUAUGGAAAGUGAAAUUUGAAGAAGGAUGGAAGAAGGAAAGAGAAUCUUGGGAUCACGAGAGAGAAAGACUGAGAGGGGUGGUGAGAGAAUGGGAAGAAGCUUCGAGAAGAGCUCAUGAGGAAGAAGAGGAAAGGGAACUAAACGAAAGUCUAAGUGAAGAUGAGCUAGAUGACGACGACGAAGAAGAUGAUGUGAAGGAUGGGGAAAGACAACCGAACGAAGUUUUGUCGUUAGAUGGAUGGCAGGCGGAUGGUAAUGGCUCGAAUUCCAUUGGGUCAAAUAAAUUGCCUUCGUUGAAUACAUCGAAGAAAUCAAGACGAAGGAGAUCAAGUCAGAAAGCAUUAUUGGCCGUGCAAGCUCUGAAGAACGUGUCUGAUCCUACAGCCUCGACACCACCUGAUACAACCAAGAAUAAUGGCGGAUCGUCAACACCGAAAAGUACUUCAUCUGGCCUCAUUGAUAAUCCACCUUUGAUCAACGGUUCUUCCUUGAAAAAUCAAAAUUCGAGAUUGAAGAAUAGGAAUAAGAAGAAUAAGCAGAAUCAGAAAUCGUCAAGAUCUGGCUUAAGUAUGACUGCACACCUGGACAAUGUUGGGGGAAAGGAUAAAGAUAAUUCGAAUUCAAAUUCCUCUGAAUCAGGUAGAGAGAGCGUAUCGACGCUGAAAGAUGGUGAUGAGACCGAUGUGGUGGGAACGAAGAGUGGAUCGAUUACCGGAAAGAAUAAAGAUAAGAAAGAUGUUCAGGUGAUAAGGCCUGUCCCUGUCUUCACUGUGCUGGUGGUUUUGGUAGCUGCUGGUGUAUAUUGGCAUAAAUUUCACAAGGAUUAG
Molecule: messenger RNA, 2418 nt
Organism: Kwoniella botswanensis
Lineage: Eukaryota; Fungi; Basidiomycota; Tremellomycetes; Tremellales; Cryptococcaceae
Exons: 8
Coding region: 1-2418 (805 amino acids)
Cellular component (GO): cytoplasm
Molecular function (GO): protein binding
Source: RefSeq, a predicted model, not a curated record